This is a messenger RNA of Salvelinus fontinalis (brook trout), 3698 nucleotides long. RefSeq names its product transmembrane protein 121-like. The transcript has a single exon. The record is from RefSeq and is a predicted model, not a curated record. The coding region runs from base 2027 to 3058 and encodes 343 amino acids. NCBI's taxonomy places the organism in Eukaryota, Metazoa, Chordata, Actinopteri, Salmoniformes, Salmonidae.
UGCACACACACACAGGGAGCCGCUGGGGACGUGUGGAUCACUCAUUACGCUGGAGUGUGUGUGGGGGUGUGUGUUACUCGUCUCAGUGGAGUGUGUAUGUGAUUUGUAUGUCUUUGAAUCCCCCCCCCCAGAGCGUCUUUGCCCUCCCCUGAUAAAAGGAGGAUCUCAACAUCUGAGGGGUUGGGUGGACUUCACAGCAGGGAUCAGUCACUCUGAAGAAGAGGGACGGAGGGAUUUAAAGAGCAUGGGCCAGGAGUGGAAAAGAAGGGAUGAAAAAAGAGAAGAGAACUUGAUGUCAGGAGGCAGCUCACACAUGACCAUCACCAUCGCUCCCUUACAUCCUUGUCUCUCCUUCCCUCACUCUCUCUCUCUCCUCCUGCAGCUGUGGCUUUCUGAGCAUGCCUCUUCGACAUCCAACGGCUGAGCACACACGAGUGGGGGAAGGAAGAGAAGCAAGAGAGGGGCGAAAAGAGAUUCCAGCAGACCUAGUUUGGGAAGGCACAUACAAACAGCACCUCAAGUAGGAGCAAGGAGGGCAAAUAUUUAGAGAUUUUCACAUUAAAGGACAUUUGAAACUGGGAGAGUUGACAAUGCUGUGACAAAGUGAUGGCCAUUCGCAAGUCCUUUUCGGAGGGGGAAAGAAGAUGAGAAAGGAGUGAAAAGAGCUUUUCGUUGAUGGCUGUGUUUCUCAAUGGGCAGUGGGGCACGUCCGGCAUUCGAUGGUUGACCGCACUCCGGUGGACAUUCUAGGACACUCACCUAGAACGGAUCGUCGAUCAAAGGGACACAUUCUUUUUAUUGUUCCACCUGAAUCUCCGCAUUAGGAGCUUUCGGUCGUCAAGAGGAGAGCAUCUUUGAAGUGAGAGCACUUGUUAUUGAAGAAGACAAGAGGCGUGUUGUUUUUCAGGGAUUCAACUUCAAAGAUAAACUUUUCCACGUCCUUUCUUUUUGAGGUUGCACACACAGGUCCCUGUUCCCUUCUAUGACUCAAAAGGGGUGUGCGGGGGAUGAUUUUGUGGGUCAACAGAAACAUAGCGUUGGAAUCGCAGUUGUUCGUUUCCUUUUGUCAACACAAUAUAUUGGGAAUAUCACAGUGUUGGGAACGUGCGAGGAUUACAAUGGAGACGAAACCUAUAAUUUGUUGCAGUGGAUAUCCAAUACUCACAUAAUGAACCCUAUCCAUCAUGUUUUUUCCCUCCAUGCCACUGUAUGGAAUUAGUGCUGGGGUUGGCAAUUCCACAUUGGCAUCAAACCGGAAAUGUAAUGCUGCGAAUCAUUAUGAUUGAUUAUGACUGGAGACGUAAGUGUAAGUGCAUUGCUGAAUCCAUUGCGCUUUUUGUUACUGCUUGGAAGAGCUCCGGGAUAAUUUUUUAUGCGGCAACUUAUCUACAAUGUCCAACAUCUAAAAUGAUAUCAACCACUGACAGGAUUACAAGAACAUUAAAGUAAUAAAAGAUCAAUUCCAAGUUACUGCAGACACUAAAGGACUACAAAUCGAUGAUGUGGAGGCAUUGUGUUUAGAAUGUAGAGUUAUAGAGUUAGGGCUAAAAAUAUUAUAUUUCGAUUUUUAUUAGGAUCCCUAGGCAGCAAUGCAGUUUCAAAUUUAAUCUGCUUGACUGUAUCCCUGCUUCUUGAGUACUGAAUUGAGGUUGAAGGAUAACUAUUCAUAUUUAUGAGGGUGUUUUGGGGGAACUGAUGGCAGGUCAUGCAAGUGGACCUGACUUUGUACAAACAGGCAUCUGAUGGGACUACAACUAUCUGAACCAAAUGGUGGUAUAUACCUGAUUCAACCAACAGGACUAAAAUGAGCUGAUGAACAGAGAGAGUUACCACAAAUUUAUUAUAAUACCCAACCCUCUUUGAACCCAGGCUUUUGCUUUGACGCACAACUUUCAUUUAUUUAUUAACUUGUUUUUCUUGGACCUAUAUCUUUUUCUUGGAACUUCAUUUUUGUUUGACCUUUGUUUCGUCUUUUGUCUUGGAUCUUGGUUUCCCUCUUUUCCUGGACGUUCACCACCUGGUCAGUAUGGUGCCACCACCACCCGCCAACAAGCUUCAUGUGUGCUUGUCGGCUGUCUUGAUCAUGGGCAGCAUGGCGCUGAUGGACGCCUACUUGGUGGAGCAGAACCAGGGGCCCAGGAAGAUCGGUGUGUGCAUCAUGGUCCUCGUGGGGGACAUCUGCUUCCUCAUCGUCCUACGCUACGUGGCUGUGUGGGUGGGUUCUGAGGUGCGAACCUCCAAGCGUGGCUACGCCAUGAUCCUAUGGUUCUUCUACGUCUUUGUCCUGGAGAUCAAGGUCUACUUCGUCUACCAGAACUACAAGGCCGAGGACGGAAAGGGGAGAAGUUUGGACGGUUGGACUGGCGGCGGCGGCGUGGAUGGUGUGGCACGGAAAGCGCUGACAUUGCUUCUGUCCAUUUGCGUGCCCGUGGUCUACGUCACGUUGGUGGCCAUCGACCACAUGGAGUACGUGCGGCCGCAGAGGAAGAAGGAGGAGAUCCGGUGUCGACUCUUCUGGGUGGUGGUGGACUUGCUCGAUGUCCUGGACGUGCAGGCCAACCUAUGGGAGCCUCAGAGGAGAGGGCUCCCCCUAUGGGUGGAGGGACUCAUGUUCUUCUACUGCUACAUCCUGCUGCUGGUGCUGCCGUGCGUGUCGCUGAGCGAGAUCAGCAUGCAAGGGGUGAACAUCGUGCCCCAUAAGAUGAUGCUCUAUCCGAUUCUCAGCCUGGUGACUAUUAACAUCAUCACUCUCUUCAUUCGAGGUGGGAACAUGAUUUUCUAUAGGGACUCCAGGGUGUCUGGGAUACUGAUGGGUAAAAAUGUGAUCGCCAUUGUUCUCAAGACAUGCAGUUUCGUCCAGUAUCGGAGGCAUCUCGGCGAGGUCCCGUCUCCCGCCCUUGGGGUUGAGAUGCAGAAGAAUUGCAUUGUCCACGGCCCAAAAGUGACUAUGCCUGUGCCCAUGCCAAUGCCCAUGCCACCCCAAGUAGUGAUUCAAGACUUCACAACGUUUCCCGAAGAGAUGGUGUGUGUGAGUGACAGAGAGGUUGAGCAAACGUGACACAGGUCUGGGUGAGAAAGUAAUAAAGAUACAUAACACAUUAUAAGCUUAAUUAUAGCACAUUAUAAAAUACUCAUUCAUGCGUAUAACAAGUUAUUAAGCAUGAUGCCUGCAGGGUUUUAGUAAAGUGUCACUAGAACAGUUGACACAAGGAAGCAGUGUAGAGUCACGACAAGUAGGGUCACAAACAUUUCCUUGGACCAGGGAGGAAAUUACUAUAGGGAGAAGUGAAUGUGCCCCUCCCAAUAAUGAUGAUCUAAUGAAGAACAAAAAACAAAAAUGAAAGGUUAAAGGGAUACUUAUACUUGUUUAAGAUAUUGUGCAGAACAAAGUAUGAUGUACCUUUUAAUUUGAGGAUGAUUUUUGUCUCUUUGUGUACCUGUAAAACUACCUAAAAAUAUAAAUGUGAGGUGCUGGAUACAGUAAAUGAAAGAUAUUCCGCACACUCUACUGAUCAUUGCUGUGUUUAUUAUUCAUUUUAGUAUUGUAAAGAGGCAGUUCAAUGAACAGUAGAGUACCUUCACUCUGACCGGUCCGCCUUUCCAAAUUGUUUUCGUUCUCUAAUGCUGUUUGAGUGUCAAUGUGAACCAUUUCUAUUGAAUGACUUGUCUUUGAUAAAUGAGCCCUGUAUUGAAAGAGU